AUGUGUGAGGUUAAUGCUAUCAACGUAAGAUUGUUGACAACCGUGUCAGAGCAACUGGAAAAUGUUACGGACCCGUGGAAAGAUCUUCCUCAGCACUACCAGCAUCCCAAGUUAUCUUUAGUUUCCAACCUACGUGUUUCGGCUUCAUUGUUGCAAGCUAUUAUUACAACGAGGUUACGACGACGUAGACCGUAUGUGCAGGAGUGUACGACACAACCCACUCCCCUAUUGUUAGGUAUUGCUACAUCAGCUCACCGGUUAAUCCUUAACGAGAUAAGUUCACGGUUCAAAACAGUGUCGGCGAAAUAG
Messenger RNA from Nezara viridula (southern green stink bug), 309 nucleotides. Lineage: Eukaryota; Metazoa; Arthropoda; Insecta; Hemiptera; Pentatomidae. The record is from the annotation of a GenBank genome assembly.